Molecule: messenger RNA, 336 nt
Organism: Sclerotinia sclerotiorum 1980 UF-70
Lineage: Eukaryota; Fungi; Ascomycota; Leotiomycetes; Helotiales; Sclerotiniaceae
Exons: 2
Coding region: 1-336 (111 amino acids)
Source: RefSeq, a predicted model, not a curated record
AUGGCGAUUGUUUGCAGGCUUGUAUGGCAUGCCUCCAGCUUUCCAGCCACUUUUAUGACUGAGUUAAAAGAUAAGAGAAUGUUCGAGUACAAAAUCAAAGUUUCGGCCUUUUAUCCAAAUACUCAUGCGUCUAUCUAUCGCUUCGCAGCUCAGCCACUUCUAGACUCGAAACAUAAUGCUUUUGCUCCGUGGAUAGAUAAUCACACCGGACAGGCACCUGUUCGUCAAUGCGAAGAAAGAAAUUGUGGAACAGACCGUCGCCCAUUUGCAGUCAUGGCGCCCAAAAUGAAAAGGCACGCGACUUCCAUGAUCAUUGGCUCGAUGCAGUUUCUAUGA